This is a messenger RNA of Saccostrea cuccullata (small rock oyster), 1075 nucleotides long. Its product is annotated as multiple epidermal growth factor-like domains protein 10. Lineage: Eukaryota; Metazoa; Mollusca; Bivalvia; Ostreida; Ostreidae. The transcript is spliced from 7 exons. Gene Ontology annotation, molecular function: scavenger receptor activity. The annotation marks the transcript as partial. The record is from RefSeq and is a predicted model, not a curated record.
AUGUGUGAUGAAGUGAUCAUGGGGGGAGAAGAUAAGGUGGAUCUGUCGAGAGAGAAAGCAACGGCUCAGACUUUAACCUGGCCAUGCCCAAUUGCUGUGCAUGCAUGUCAAGGCAAAUAUAUUUCAAGAAAUGCAGUGGAUAGAGAUGAAAGCACAUGUACAAGACAAAGUGUGAUAGGAGGACAAUCUAAUGAUAAGACGGUGAGGUGGAAAGUGGACCUGGGUGCUGUUUACAGUAUAUAUAGCAUAAAUAUACUGUUUAAGGACGAUCCUGAACACAGGGAUCGACAAAUAGGCCGCUUUGCGGGAUUUUCCCUGUUCUUAUCAGAGUCAAGGGAAAGAAAAAAUGAAUCACUUUGUUACAAAGACGGUCCAGGAUUACCGUCACUGAAUUUCACAACGACUUGUACCGGAUAUGGACGAUAUGCCAUCUUUUAUAACGAACGGUCAGGCGGAGAAUAUCCAGAUGGAUACAGAGAAACUUCAUAUACGGAGUUGUGCGAAGUGAUUGUAAAAGGGUGUAAUGAAACUUCCUACGGGAUAAAUUGUGAAAAAACGUGUUCUAUCAACUGUGACAAACAACGUUGUAAUAUUGAAAAUGGAACAUGCUUAAGAUGUAAGCCAGGGUGGACUGGAGUGUUAUGCAAAAAUGUGUGUCCAAGAAGAUGGUAUGGAUAUGGUUGUGAAAAACAGUGUUCCGGCAAUUGUAGAAACAAUGACGUCUGCAAUCACGUGACCGGUCGUUGUGACAAAGGAUGUGCUAAUGGUUGGAAAGGAGUAAAUUGCGAUGAACCAUGUAAAGAUGGAAACUACGGUCCGGGUUGUAUAUAUAACUGCAGUGGUCAUUGUCGUGAUGAUGCCUUCUGUAACAAACAAACUGGACACUGUGACGCAGGUUGUAAGCCGGGAUAUUCAGGGAAUUUGUGUAACACAGAAUGCAAUGCUGGAUACUUCGGGACGCAUUGCAAGGAACUCUGCAGCCAGAAGUGUGUCAAUGAUGAGAUAUGUAAUCAUAUAAACGGAGUUUGUACAAAUGGAUGCAAGGAUGGAUAUAUUGGAGAAAGAUGCAAUAAAU